AUGUACCGAGGGCAGGGAAAAGCACACCUUCUGUACUUCUGGUUGCCGGACAUGCUGGUAGACUUCUUCCUCAGUUUUACCUUCAAUCCAAAGGAAGGGAUUGAUAAUCCAGCUCUGGUCAUUACUGACGAUCCUGAGACUGAUCAGAGCCUGUUGCCCAGGCUGUGCCAGCUGAAGCGUCAGGAUGGACAGAGCUUUGGCUUCUGCCUGCGGAUGGACCAGAGCCGCCAGGGCUUUGAGAUCAGACAUGUGGAACAGUGGAGUCCUGCAGAGCACAGCGGCCUCAGAGACGGAGACCGAGUACUGGAGGUCAACGAGCAAUAUGUGUAUGACAUGGACUUCGGGCGGGUGGUGAGGAAGAUCCAGUCCUGUGGCCUACACCUGUUUCUGCUAGUGAUGAGUAGAGAACAGUAUGAACAGGCAGUAUCUAUUGGUGUGGACCUGCAGACACUGGUAAAGACCUCCAAAGGGGAGCACUGGUCCAGACCCAGACUGUGCCACAUCAGCAGACACCCAGAGUAUGGCCUGGGGAUGACUAUCAUUUCAGUGGAAGGUCAUAAGGGCCAGUACAUUGUGAGCAGAGUGACUGAUGGUCCAGCAGAGAAAGCUGGUGUUUGCACUGGAGACAGACUGAUUUGGAUCAAUGGAGUCAUGGUGUCAACACUCACACACUCCACUCUCAGCAGAACUGUGAAGAAGAGUGGGGACUCAGUGACAGUGCUGGUCAUUGACAGUGAGAGCGAGUGUUGCUAUGUCAGGAGAAAGAUGCCCAUCCUGCCUGUGGUGGCAGAAUGUUGCAACCUCCCCCACACUGCCAAGACCAUGCACCUGGUUAAAGGAUGUAAUGGAUAUGGUUUCCUGCUGAGACAAGAGAAGCAGGCAGGCACGCCGCAAAUAGUUCACAUGCUGAGGGAGGUGGAUGUGGGGAGUCCAGCUGAGGGGGCAGGGAUGGAGGAUGGAGACAUUCUACUAGCUGUCAAUGGGGAACCUGUUGAGGCUAUGGAGCAUGAGGACAUUGUCAGAAAGAUUAGACUGAGUGGUGAUAAAGUCAUCCUCACCUCUAUAUCUAUAAUAGGAAGAGACUUUUACAGACGGUUAGGAAUUUCUCCCCUCUUGUUCCAUGAUGAUUGUACACUCUGGGAUGAAAGGCAGCAGACUGUCUCCCACUGCACUAAUAACCAGAAUGUAACUCCUCUGAGAAAUGGAUGUCUGACAUAUCCCACAAUGUAUCUUCAGGACAAAGAAGAUACUGCCUCUGGUUUCCACUCAGACAGUGUCCCAGAUCAGUCAGGAACUUUAACCACACAGGGGCUGCUAAUUGCAGAACCCAUCCAGAUGAAGCAUCGUCGAGCUCUAUAG
Molecule: messenger RNA, 1359 nt
Organism: Micropterus dolomieu (smallmouth bass)
Lineage: Eukaryota; Metazoa; Chordata; Actinopteri; Centrarchiformes; Centrarchidae
Product: Na(+)/H(+) exchange regulatory cofactor NHE-RF3-like
Exons: 10
Coding region: 1-1359 (452 amino acids)
Biological process (GO): protein localization to plasma membrane
Cellular component (GO): apical plasma membrane
Molecular function (GO): protein-membrane adaptor activity; signaling receptor binding
Source: RefSeq, a predicted model, not a curated record